This is a messenger RNA of Exophiala oligosperma, 728 nucleotides long. RefSeq lists its product as uncharacterized. NCBI's taxonomy places the organism in Eukaryota, Fungi, Ascomycota, Eurotiomycetes, Chaetothyriales, Herpotrichiellaceae. The transcript is spliced from 2 exons. The coding region runs from base 8 to 463 and encodes 151 amino acids. Gene Ontology annotation, cellular component: nucleolus. The record is from RefSeq and is a predicted model, not a curated record.
GGCCACAAUGGCACCCAACGACUAUGCAUUCGCAGGCUCCGGUAAGCUCAAACUGAAGGGAGUGAAAGAUGCCAAAAUCGACAAGAAGAAGAAAAAAAAGUCCAGUAGUAAGCCAAAAGAAGGGCCUACUGAUGGUGGCGAGGACAAUGCUUUCCACGACAAAUCCGUCAUGCUGAAGAAUCUGGAGGACGAAGACGCUCAAUUUGCAAAGGAAGAUCGACGCAGCCUAGCCGUCCCCGAUGGAGAGGAAGUCGGUCCAGGCGCCGCAUCGAGAGACGAAGAAGAGAGACAGGUUGUCAAGACCGAAGCGGAGAAGAGGCACGAGGAGCAAAGACGAAAGAGACUCGAAGACCGACUGAAGAGAGAAGGUGUAAAGACUCAUAAAGAACGAGUUGAAGAAUUGAACCGCUAUCUUAGCAGUCUCAGCGAGCAUCACGACAUGCCCAGAAUCGGACCAGGCUAACAUUUGUCGAUGUCUCAUUUGGGUGUGGCUUCGCAUGGCUUCCGUUGUGACGAGGUCGUAUUUCAAGUCUUGAUACUCGGCCUUGCAGAUUUGCAGAAGACAAUUCUUGCACGGGCAAUGUGGUAGCUCGUUGGCACGAAUACUAUUGCAUGGUUGGAAACUCGGAGACUGGCGCCAUGAAAGACAAUGAUCUUGAAAAUUCCUGUAUUCGAAUCCACUGAUCUCGCUUAUGUACAAUAUCAUUCAAAGACUCCCUUGUUUGCCU